AAGAAAAGAAAAAGAUGAAGCAAAUCCAGAAAAUCCCAUCUUCUUCUUCUUCUUCUCCUGUGAAGCCUGGGAAAACAACCACAAAUGUCCAUAGUUUCUCCCUCUAUAUUUUCCUUAUCAAUGCUGUUUUCUUCUCCGCCGUUUAUUACCUCCUCAUCAGGUGGCGUGAAAAGAUCCGCCAUUCUAACCCUCUUCAUGUUCUCUCCUUCUCUGAGAUCGCCGCCCUCUUCACUUUCCUCUUCUCAUCUCUUUACCUCCUCGGCUUCUUCGUUCGCCCCCUUCACAACCAAGAAGAUGAAGAAGAAGAACAAGAGCAAGAUGAUAAUAAUGUUAAGAAACUACCACAAGUGGCUCUCGAGCAAAAGCCUCGUAAAUGUGCUCCAAAAUACCAGCUAGAGGGGGAUGAUAAUGAUGAGGAGAUUGUUAAUGCUGUGGUUGAAGGGAAGAUUCCUUCAUACUCUCUUGAAUCCAAGCUAGGGGAUUGCCGGAGGGCGGCGGGGAUUCGGCGGGAAGCCUUGGAGAGGAUAACAGGGAAGUCCUUAGAAGGACUUCCAUUAGAAGGGUUGGAUUACGAGUCUAUUUUGGGACAGUGUUGUGAGAUGCCAGUAGGGUAUGUGCAGAUCCCAGUGGGAAUUGCUCGCCCGCUUUUGCUUGACGGGAAAGAAUACUCUGUCCCCAUGGCCACUACCGAGGGUUGCUUGGUGGCCAGCACCAACCGGGGCUGCAAAGCCAUCCUCGCCUCCGGUGGGGCCACCAGCGUGGUCUUCCGGGACGCCAUGACUCGAGCUCCGGUUGUGAGAUUCGCCACCGCGAAACGGGCGGCGGAACUCAUGCUCUACUUACACGACCCAAAGAGUUUCCCAACGCUUUCCGCCGCUUUCAACAAAUCCAGCCGCUUCGCCCGGCUCCGGAGCAUCAAAUGCGCCAUCGCCGGGAAGAAUCUUUACAUGAGAUUCUCCUGCUCCACGGGAGACGCCAUGGGGAUGAACAUGGUCUCCAAGGGCGUCCAGAACGUUCUAGACUUUCUCCAGACCGACUUCCCCGACAUGGACAUCAUCGGCAUCUCCGGCAACUACUGCUCCGACAAAAAACCCGCCGCCGUGAACUGGAUCGAAGGCCGCGGAAAAUCCGUGGUGUGCGAGGCCGUCAUCAAGGAAGACAUCAUCAAGAAAGUACUCAAAACCACCGCCGCUUCACUAGUAGAACUCAACAUGCUUAAAAACCUGACCGGGUCCGCCAUGGCCGGAGCUCUGGGCGGGUUCAACGCGCACGCGAGCAACAUCGUGUCGGCCGUGUAUAUCGCAACGGGGCAAGACCCGGCACAGAACAUUGAGAGCUCGCACUGUAUCACAAUGAUGGAAGCCAUUAACGGGGGAAAGGACCUCCACGUGUCGGUGACCAUGCCGUCGAUAGAGGUGGGCACCGUGGGAGGGGGGACGCAGCUGGCCUCUCAGUCGGCGUGUUUGAACUUGCUGGGUGUAAAGGGUGCGAGCAAGGAGGAGCCGGGGUCGAAUUCUCGACGGCUGGCCACCAUUGUUGCCGGGGCUGUUCUUGCCGGGGAGCUUUCCCUCAUGUCCGCCAUUGCAGCUGGGCAGCUUGUUAAAAGCCACAUGAAAUACAAUAGAUCUAAUAAACCUCCAACUUCUUAGAAUAUUGCAUACUAGGAAAGGAUAUGCUGCAGGAUCUAUGUCACAAUUGACCAAGAUUCAAAACUUGAUAAUUUAUUCUGUGGAUCUGUGUCCACGUUGUAAGGAUGGGUCUUGUUUUAAAUGUUUACAAUUUACUUAAUGUUCACAAUUUGUAUAUUACGAAUACACAAUCUGAAUGUUCAGAACUUACUUAUUAAA
Ipomoea triloba (trilobed morning glory) is the source of this 1847-nucleotide messenger RNA. RefSeq names its product 3-hydroxy-3-methylglutaryl-coenzyme A reductase-like. Gene Ontology annotation, molecular function: hydroxymethylglutaryl-CoA reductase (NADPH) activity; protein binding. NCBI's taxonomy places the organism in Eukaryota, Viridiplantae, Streptophyta, Magnoliopsida, Solanales, Convolvulaceae. Gene Ontology annotation, cellular component: peroxisomal membrane; endoplasmic reticulum membrane. Bases 15 to 1649 code for a protein of 544 amino acids. The record is from RefSeq and is a predicted model, not a curated record. Gene Ontology annotation, biological process: isoprenoid biosynthetic process; sterol biosynthetic process; coenzyme A metabolic process. The transcript has a single exon.